AUGCCCGUCUUCACAGAAUUCUCCGCCUCGUCGCGCGAACUCCGCGUGCUCCCCUCCUUUGCACCCCCUCUGCCCCGCCUUUCCCCCACCUUCACAAAAUCUCCGGCUGCUUCUCAAGCUCCCCAACAAGAGGAAUCACAAGCGCAAGAGAAAUAUGAAGUCGUCAUCGUCGGCGCCGGUCCGGCCGGACUGAUGCUCAACCUCCUGCUCGCGCGGUACGGCCUAAACGACGACUCGCUCCUCUGCGUGGACGCAAAACCCGGUACAUUGAAAUCCGGACAGGCAGACGGUCUACAGCCGCGCACACUCGAGGUCUUGAAAUCGCUAGGUCUUGCGGACGAGAUCCUCAAUGAUGGGUGUCAUAUGGAGGAAGUGGCGUUUUGGAAUCCCACGGGGAAAACGGAGGGGGAGGUGAUUGAGCGGACUUCGAUCGUGCCGGAUGUUAGUGUGCCUGCGCGGUUUCAACAUGAGGUUACGAUUCAUCAGGGGAGGAUUGAGCGGAUUCUGGAGACCGACUUGUUACGCUAUUCGAAGCGCGGCGUGCAAAGGAAUACGAAGCUGGUUGAUGUGAGGAUCGAUGAGGAGGGGGAUGGCGAGUUUCCCGUUGUGGCGGAGAUCGAGGUUCAGGAGGCACAGGGGAAGAACGUGAGGAGGACGGUGCGCUCGAAGUACAUCGUUGGCGCGGAUGGUGCGCAUUCGAAUGUUCGUCGGUGCAUGGGUCUUAGUCUUGAGGGCGAGUCGCUAGAUCAUAUCUGGGGCGUUGUGGAUUUGGUCAUUGACACUGACUUUCCCGAUAUUCGGCGGCGGACUGCGAUCCAUUCGCCUGCGGGGUCUGUCAUGGUUAUUCCACGCGAGAGGAUUGCGACUGGCGACUAUCUGACCCGGUUAUAUGUUCAGGUUCCUGAGAUUGAAAUUGAGGCUGGGGAUGAUCGCGACGCGAAGGAGGGUGCGAAGGCGCGCAGAGCCGGGGUUACACUAGAGAGCAUCUUUCAGCAUGCUGCCGAUGCAUUCAAACCGUACUAUAUCCGGCCUAAGCAGGACGGCGCGGUGGAUUGGUGGGCGGCGUAUCAGAUCGGACAGCGGGUGUCUGACCAGUUCACGGUGAAGGAUUCUAAGGGUAUAAACCGCGUCUUCAUUGCCGGUGAUGCAUGCCACACGCAUAGUCCUAAGGCUGGCCAAGGAAUGAACGUCUCCAUGAUGGACUCGUACAACCUCGCCUGGAAACUCAUCUACUCCAUCCACGGCCUCACACCCGGCGCAAUUGAAUCUUCCAAGGUAGACCCAAUCCUCGACACAUACCAUCUCGAACGCCACACAAUCGCCCAGCAGCUAAUCGACUUCGACCGCGCCUUCUCAUCCAUGUUCUCCGGGAAAAUAGGGCCCGAAGACGGCAUCGGCCAGCUGACACACGAGCAAUUUCUCGAAGUCUUCAGCACAGGCAACGGCUUCACCAGCGGCUGCGGCAUCGAGUACCCCGAGAACGUGACGGUCGAGAAAACACCAGCCAAGAAUCCCAUCAAAGGCACAGAUUACCUCCAUGGCAUCCUGUACCCGGGAAGAAGAUUACUCAAUGUCAGAGUGAAGCGCUUUGCCGACGGAAACAGACGCGAUCUACACGAUGACUUCCUCUCCACCGGCCGCUUCCGCAUCCUAGUCCUGACUGCCUCAGACCUCCUCAACCCAUCCGGCACGUCAGCCAAAACCCUAAGCGCCAUUUCCUCCUCCAUCCUCCCGCACUUCCCGCCGUCCGUAAUCGAACAGGUCGUCAUCCAUCCACGCCUACCCAACACCAGCAGUAAAGGCUUUAUGUGGCGUGAUCUCCCGCGGGAGAUCAAAGAGCACUCGGAGAUGCGCUUUUAUAGCGGCUAUGAACUCUCCGAUGAUGUCUUUGCCGUCUAUGGUGUCGAGGAGAGUAAAGGUGCUCUUGCUGUUGUGAGACCCGACGGGUAUAUUGGGGCUGUUGCAGCGCUGGAUGAUGUUGAGAGUGUCAAGGGGUAUUUGGGGAGGUGUGUGAGGACUAUUUAG
This is a messenger RNA of Aspergillus puulaauensis, 2025 nucleotides long. RefSeq names its product putative phenol monooxygenase. NCBI's taxonomy places the organism in Eukaryota, Fungi, Ascomycota, Eurotiomycetes, Eurotiales, Aspergillaceae. The transcript is spliced from 3 exons. Bases 1 to 2025 code for a protein of 674 amino acids. Gene Ontology annotation, molecular function: FAD binding. The record is from RefSeq and is a predicted model, not a curated record.